AUGUCCCGAUUCUUUGUUAGUGGGUACCUGGACUCCAGUGAAGAGGAAGAUCUCCUUUCCACGUCCGAGGAGGAGCUUCUCCUGUCUUCGGACGACAGUGACUUCCCGACGUCGGAUGACGAUCUGGACUCGCUGUCCGACGACGACGAGGAUCGUCCCGCGGGGCCGGCGUACUUCUUGAAGAAGGCGUUUCUUAAAGGCGGCCACGGCGACGACUCCGACUCCGACGAAGACCGCAAGGUGGUGAAGCUGGCCAAGGAAAAGUUGGUCGACGAAAUCAAGGACGUCGUCGAGCAGAUCAACGUCGCCAGACGGCAAAACAACUUCACGCUGGUGCUCACCGAUUUGGACCGGUUGAACAAGCUCGUCACCCGAGCCCAGAACCUGACCCUCGGCCUGGUGCCCAACCAGUACAUCAAGUGCUUGGGCGGCUUGGAGUUGUGCAUCAACGAAGUGCAAGAAAACGAAAAGAACGAAAAGACCCUCAGCGCCCAAGAGGCCAAGGCGUUCACCACCGUGCGCCAGCGGGUGCGUAAGGCCAUCAAAGAACACCAAGAAUUGUACGACUUGUACCUCGAAGACCCCGACCGUUUCGACAGCGACGAGCCGGUGCGUCCUCAUGUCGAGUCUACUCCUCAACCCACCGACACCAAGACCACCACUGGCGCCGGCCACCCGGUGUUUGCCACGCUUAAGGCCAUCGCCGAAACCCGGGGUAAAAAGAACAUCGACAAAUACGAGCAGAUCGCCACGUUGGAACAAUUAUUGGCCGACUACGCCGAAAAGGGCACCACGUUCGAGAAGAUCGCCAUCUACCAGAUGUUGUUGCUGAUCCGGUUCGACGUCUCCACCAACCAGCUGUACAUGCUGUUGGGUCUUUGGAACGCCAACCACCGCAACUUGAACGACAUGUUGGCGUUGUUGGAGCUGUGUGUCGACACCUACCAGCUCAGUGAAUACGGCCACACCACCGACGACUUGGACAUCGAGCCCGAGGCCAACGCCGACGGCGUCAGAGUCAUCUACGGGCUGGUGGCGUCGUUGAUCGACCGCUUCGACGACGAGUUCCUGCGGUCGUUGCAAAACACCGACCCCCACUCGAUCGAAUACGUCGCCAGACUUAAGGACGAGUCGAAGGUGUACCAGUUGGUGGUGAGAGGUCAACAAUACAUCGAACGCAUCACCCCGGCCGACAAGCUGCUGUCGGCGGAACAGUUGGGCCGCAUUGUCGCCCGCCGGUUGGAACACGUAUACUACAAGCCUGACCAGGUGAUCGAGGCCAACGAAAAGGCCGUGGGCACCAUCAAGCUGAACAUCGUCAAGGGGACGCUGGCGCAGGAGCUUGUCGACUCGUUGGCUACCUACUUGAGCCACCACGCCAACCCGAUGUACCCCACCCAGCUGCUUUUGCUUCUGAUCUACUACUACGCCGUCAACAACCGCUUUGACCGGGCGAUGUCGUUGUUCCUCGACCUGAAGAUCUACAACGACAUCAACCUGAUGGACUCGCUGUUGCAGGUGGCCUACAACCGGGCCCUUGUCCAACUUGGGUUGUGUGCGUUCCGCCAGGGCCAGAUCGCCGAAUCCCACCGCAUUUUGAACGAAAUCAUCAACCAGCAACGCCUGAAAGAGUUGUUGGGCCAAGGGUUCCUGACGAAGUACCCCAACCAAGCCACCACCGUCGAAAAGCAAAAGUUGUUGCCCUUCCACAUGCACAUCAACCUCGAGUUGCUCGAGUGCGUGUACAUGACGCUGCUGUUGUUGUUGGAAAUCCCCGCGUUGGCGGCGGCGGAAAAGGAAACGCUGACGAAGAAGCUGAAGGUUCCGGCGAAGCUGUUCAAGUCGAAGCUUGAGUUCCACGAGCGCCAGUUCUUCACUGGUCCUCCCGAGUCAAUUAAGGACCACAUUGUCUACGCACUGAUUGCGUUGCAAAAGGGUGACUGGCACAAGGCUUACAACUUGUUGUCGUCGAUCAAGAUCUGGCGGUUGUUCCCCGACAACCAGCAGUUGUUGGCUAUGCUCAAACACCAGUUACAAAUCGAAGGCUUGCGCACUUAUGUGUUUAGCUACCGUUCCAUCUACACCAAGUUGUCGCUUCCGAAGUUGGCGCUGAUCUUUGAACUCCCUCGCGACACCGUCGAAGAGAUUGUCAGCAAGAUGUUGGCUCACGACAUUUCCGGCACCAUUUCCGGCAACUUUAUCAACUUCAACGCCUCGACUGAGCCUCAACGCACAAGAUUGCAAGAAUUGGCCAUCAUCAUGAACGAGAAGGCGGGCUUGUUGAAGGACAAGAACGAGAAGACGCAACUGAACGGGUACCUGAAGAAGCCGCCGCAACCGAAGGAGCCCGAGGUGGAAGAGGACAACAAGUUCCGCUACGCCUACGUCAACACCAACAAUGACGAGUUCCAAUCGUUGUAA
Diutina rugosa is the source of this 2421-nucleotide messenger RNA. RefSeq names its product translation initiation factor eIF3 subunit c (gene NIP1). The record is from RefSeq and is a predicted model, not a curated record. The transcript has a single exon. Gene Ontology annotation, molecular function: translation initiation factor binding; translation initiation factor activity; RNA binding. NCBI's taxonomy places the organism in Eukaryota, Fungi, Ascomycota, Pichiomycetes, Serinales, Debaryomycetaceae. Gene Ontology annotation, biological process: translational initiation. Bases 1 to 2421 code for a protein of 806 amino acids. Gene Ontology annotation, cellular component: eukaryotic translation initiation factor 3 complex.